Molecule: messenger RNA, 6636 nt
Organism: Clupea harengus (Atlantic herring)
Lineage: Eukaryota; Metazoa; Chordata; Actinopteri; Clupeiformes; Clupeidae
Gene: atp1a1a.1
Product: ATPase Na+/K+ transporting subunit alpha 1a, tandem duplicate 1
Biological process (GO): intracellular sodium ion homeostasis; sodium ion export across plasma membrane; proton transmembrane transport
Cellular component (GO): plasma membrane
Molecular function (GO): ATP hydrolysis activity; P-type sodium:potassium-exchanging transporter activity; ATP binding
Source: RefSeq, a predicted model, not a curated record
ACUUCUGAUCUUGAGAUAACAGCAUUUUAAAUAAUUCUGUAGGAUAAAGUAUGCUAUCAAAAUUAACUAACAGUCAACACAACAUGCUGUAAAUCUAGUUCAAUAGUAGUGUUUGUCUUGUAACAACACAUCUGCAUCCAACUGACUUUCCGACUGAUUAAACUGAAUUAAAUGUUAAACUGUCAAAUGAGGAGGCCAUUUUAAUAUGCGAAACUGAUUACAGUAAAUCUCUCUAUAACAUAGACCCCGCCCCUUACUUCUAUGUUACCAUGGCAAAGGCAGUAGACGUCACGAGUAAAAGACACACUGUAUAUAAGAAGAAUUGGAGCCUUGUGACGACUAGGGAGCUUAGAUGCGUGUGCGGGUGGUGUAACGCAGUCAGAAUUUAAUUGGCGUUCAAGGAAACUAAUCAGGACAUUUGAGAAGUCUUGCGCAGUUUUAACAAUCAAAAUGGGACGCGGAGAAGGACGGGAACAAUAUGACCUUGCUGCCACCUCGGAGCAGGGGGGCAAGAAGAAGUCCAAGAGCAAGAAGGAGAAGGAGAAGGAGAAGAAGGAGAAGGACAUGGAUGAGCUGAAGAAAGAGGUGGAUUUGGAUGAUCACAAGCUGACGCUGGAUGAGCUCAAUCGCAAAUAUGGCACUGACUUGACCAGGGGAUUGACCUGUGCUCGUGCAAAAGAGAUCCUUGCUCGUGACGGUCUCAAUGCUCUGACCCCUCCGCCCACCACCCCAGAAUGGGUCAAGUUCUGCAAGCAGCUCUUUGGUGGGUUCUCCACUUUGCUGUGGAUUGGAGCCAUCCUCUGCUUCCUGGCUUACGGUAUUCAGGCCGCCUCUGAAGAUGAACCAGCAAACGAUAAUUUGUAUUUGGGUGUUGUACUUUCGGCUGUCGUCAUCAUCACUGGAUGCUUCUCCUACUAUCAGGAGGCUAAGAGCUCAAAGAUCAUGGACUCCUUCAAGAACCUGGUUCCUCAGCAAGCCCUGGUUGUACGUGAUGGCGAGAAGAUGAGCAUCAAUGCUGAGGAGGUGGUGGCUGGAGAUCUGGUUGAAGUGAAAGGUGGAGACAGAAUCCCUGCUGACCUGCGUAUUGUCUCCGCUCAUGGCUGCAAGGUGGACAACUCCUCCCUCACAGGAGAAUCUGAGCCUCAGACUCGUACCCCUGACUUCUCUAAUGACAACCCAUUGGAGACCAGGAACAUCGCUUUCUUCUCCACCAACUGUGUCGAAGGUACUGCUAGAGGUGUUGUCAUCAACACUGGUGAUCGCACCGUCAUGGGUCGUAUUGCCACCCUGGCUUCUGGCCUGGAGGUGGGCCAGACGCCCAUCUCCAGAGAGAUUGAGCACUUCAUCCACAUCAUCACAGGCGUGGCCGUCUUCCUGGGCGUCUCCUUCUUCAUCCUCUCCAUCAUCCUUGGCUACUCCUGGCUGGAGGCCGUCAUCUUCCUCAUCGGUAUCAUCGUCGCCAACGUGCCUGAAGGUCUCCUAGCAACUGUCACUGUGUGUCUGACCCUUACUGCCAAGCGCAUGGCCAAGAAGAACUGCCUGGUGAAGAACCUGGAAGCCGUGGAGACCCUGGGCUCUACCUCCACUAUCUGCUCUGACAAGACCGGAACUCUGACCCAGAACCGCAUGACGGUGGCCCACAUGUGGUUCGACAACCAGAUCCAUGAAGCCGACACCACAGAGAACCAGACCGGAACCUCUUUUGACCGCACCUCCCCUACCUGGACCGCCUUGGCACGUGUUGCUGGCCUAUGCAACCGCGCUGUCUUCCUGGCCGAUAUGGAAAAUGUCCCCAUCCUCAAGCGAGACGUGGCUGGAGAUGCCUCUGAGUCUGCCCUGCUGAAGUGCAUUGAGCUGUGCUGUGGCUCUGUGAAGCAGAUGAGAGAGAAGAACCACAAGAUCUCCGAGAUCCCCUUCAACUCCACCAACAAAUACCAGCUCUCCAUUCACAAGAACGACGGUGAGUCAAAGCACCUGCUGGUGAUGAAGGGAGCCCCGGAGAGGAUCCUGGACCGCUGCUCGUCCAUCAUGAUCCAGGGCAUCGAGCAGCCCCUGGACGAAGAGUUGAAGGAAGCUUUCCAAAAUGCCUACAUGGAGCUGGGCGGCCUGGGAGAGAGAGUGCUCGGUUUCUGCCAUUUCAAUCUGCCUGAUGACCAGUUCCCUGAACACUUCGCUUUUGAUUGUGAGGAGGUGAACUUCCCCACUGAGAACCUGUGCUUCAUCGGCCUCGUGUCCAUGAUCGACCCUCCUCGUGCCGCUGUGCCCGACGCUGUGGGCAAGUGUAGGAGCGCUGGCAUUAAGGUCAUCAUGGUGACUGGUGAUCAUCCAAUCACUGCCAAGGCCAUCGCCAAGGGUGUGGGCAUCAUCUCUGAAGGAAACGAGACUGUGGAGGACAUUGCUGCUCGCCUAAACAUUCCCGUUACUGAGGUCAACCCAAGAGACGCUAAGGCUUGUGUGGUUCACGGCUCUGAGCUGAAGGACAUGACGCCUGAGCAUCUGGAUGACAUCCUGAAGUUCCACACUGAGAUUGUGUUUGCCAGAACCUCUCCCCAGCAGAAGCUCAUCAUCGUAGAGGGCUGCCAGCGACAGGGUGCCAUUGUGGCUGUGACAGGUGAUGGUGUCAACGACUCUCCUGCCCUGAAAAAGGCUGACAUUGGUGUUGCUAUGGGUAUCGCCGGAUCUGAUGUCUCUAAACAGGCUGCUGACAUGAUCCUUCUGGAUGAUAACUUCGCCUCCAUCGUCACAGGAGUUGAGGAAGGUCGUCUGAUCUUCGACAACUUGAAGAAGUCCAUCGCCUACACUCUGACCAGUAACAUUCCUGAGAUCACACCUUUCUUGUUCUUCAUCAUCGCCAACAUCCCACUGCCUCUGGGCACGGUCACCAUCCUCUGUAUUGAUCUUGGGACGGACAUGGUUCCUGCUAUCUCAUUGGCCUACGAAAUGGCUGAGAGUGACAUCAUGAAGAGACAGCCCAGAAACCCCAGGACGGACAAGCUGGUGAACGAGAGGCUUAUCAGUAUGGCGUACGGGCAGAUCGGUAUGAUCCAGGCCCUGGCAGGAUUCUUCACAUAUUUUGUCAUUUUGGCUGAAAACGGUUUCCUGCCCCACACACUGCUGGGGAUCCGAGUCAAUUGGGAUGACAAGUCCAAUAACGAUCUGGAAGACACUUAUGGACAGCAAUGGACCUAUGAACAGAGGAAGAUCGUGGAGUUCACCUGCCACACAGCCUUCUUCGCCAGCAUUGUGGUCGUGCAGUGGGCUGAUGUGAUCAUCUGCAAGACCAGGAGAAACUCCGUCUUCCAGCAGGGAAUGAAGAACAAAAUCCUUAUCUUUGGCCUGUUUGAGGAGACAGCCCUGGCAGCCUUCCUGUCAUACUGCCCUGGCAUGGACGUCGCCCUCAGAAUGUACCCACUCAAACCAAACUGGUGGUUCUGCGCCUUCCCGUACUCACUCCUCAUCUUUAUUUAUGACGAAAUCCGUAAGCUUAUUCUGCGACGUAGCCCUGGAGGAUGGGUGGAGAGAGAGACCUACUACUAAAGUGUCCAGUCUGCAUCAUAUGGUUAUGAAAAUGCAUGGUUGUCUUGCUGCUUGAAGAAAAAGAAAAUUUACAUCAUUAUAUUUGGAUAGAAUGCUCGAUGCAAACACUGAAAUCCUGAACCAAGACAUUGUGUGCCUUGUUUCUGAAGUCGGACCAAUUUUAUACAUGUUUUUAGAAGAAACAAAAAUAAAAACCCAAGUCAGGUCUCUUAUUUUGUGUCCUUUUUUUGUUGGUUUAUUUGUUUUGUUGUGUUAAGUUGCUUGUUUGUGUUACUUUUAUUUAUGUGCAUAGGUGUUUUCAAAUUAUACCACACAAGCACUGUGCAUGGAUUUUUGUUUUGGUGUGUGCUAGACAGUAUAAAUGUAACAUUUGCAUUAAAUAACAAGUACAGUUUUUACUGUCAAAUUGAAAGAGAUUAUGGAAAUUUACCUGACAUCACAAUAGCAUGUCGCACUCGGUUUCGGACUUUGUCUUCUCUUCUUCACUCAAUAAUUCCAUUUUUUUUCCCCUGGACCUGCAGAGUGACAUUAUAGCUGCAGCAGUCUCUUUGCUCUUAGGGAAGAGGGAGUGGGCAUGUUUGGAAUGUUUAAUACUGCCUGGUUCACUCGCUUGAGAUGAGGGAGUAAAGUAUGGCAGAGUAUUGCCCAUUCCCCCCCCCCCACUCCCACACAGUUCUCAUACCAUCUGCCCCAACCUAUUAACCUCCCCUUCCUCCAGCAUGGGGGUGGCCAGGGAACAACACCCCAGGUUGCACAGUCAUUCAAUGGUGUUUAGAGCAAUCGUGAAGUCCGCACUACUCAAUAAUGUUAAGACUGUUAUAAACCUUUCCAACGUACUUUUAGUGUUUUGUUAUCAAAACUUGGAUGGCGCAAUACUUCACUUUUCUUUUUAAAAUGUCCAUGUCAUUGCAGUGACGAGCACUAAAUAGUGACAUGGCUGAAAAAAGGCUUUGGCACUAACAGGCAUACAAGACCUGUAAAAGUGUGUCCUUCAGAAGCCCCUGUAAUCAAAGUGAAAGCACAUAAACCAUUGCUGGCGUUCUUUCUCCUGGGAAGAGAUGACUGAACGUCACUCUUCAGCAGCCAAAAAUAAAUGAGUUGAUAUCUCCUCGGGAGCAGCUGAAGCAACACAUCCAAAGCUGGCCUCAGGGGAACAAACAAACAGUUGGAAGUUGCCAUAUCGCAUAUCAUGUUACUCUUUGGGACUUGUUGUCUUAAGUCGUUGUUCUUUGUAGGCCAGCAGGAGGUGACUUGAAAGAAUUGGGUUGUCCUCAAAGAAGAAUCCUCAAAGGUCCUGCUUGGUGUCUCAGAGUUUUUAGAAGAACCCUUUUAUUAGAGGGUUUUUCAUGACAUCUAAUAGGAUUCAUCUAUGAGGACAAGCCAAAGAACCUCUCUAGGUUCUACUUAGAACUGUGGAAGCUGAUAACUGCUGAGAUACUGCCAGGUGGAAGGGUUCUAGAGAAGUUCCAAGUAGGACCGUAGAACCUCCUAGUUGUCUAGACCAUAGAAGAUAGUCUUUACUUUCACUUUGUACUCCUAGCUUUCUUACCUCACUUGGACUACUACAUUGGAAUUUCAUGUUUAAUCACUGGAAAGAGUUGUAAGCAUUACACACUGCCAAUCGGAGAUGGUCAGCAGCCAGAAGAGGCAUGAUAUGUAGAGAGAGUAGUGUGGAAGAAUCUUUCCUUCCUCAAAAAGACAUUUGAUGGUGGUGGCUGGACAUGACAGCUUUGUCGCAAAAAAUGUUGGACGGCAGGUCUGCUACUGUCUUGGUAGUUUUUGUUAAAAGCGCUGUGAAUCGUUUUGUGAUUUUCAAUGAUGUAUUUUCCGUACUCUGUACUAUGCUGCUAGCAUUUGUGAGAAAUGAUUGUUCUCUUUUCCAAGUAGCUUUGUAUGUAACUGUAGGGUAGUCUUAAGUACACAUUGAGGUUUUUAAAAAGCUAGUUGUAGGCUUGUCCUCUGAAGGUUAGCAGGAUUCAUUUGGGCUUUGGUGCCCUGAGUACGCAUGAGUGAGCGGUGUGCAUGCGUGUCCGCACGUGCACCAACCGUUCUGAGUCUGUCCACCUGCUGACACUGCCCAGAGGUCCAGCCUGUCUGUCUGGCUGUGUCACCACAGUGGACUGGCCAUCUGAUCACCUCUCCUUGAGGAGGAAAACAAACAAACAAACAAACAAAUCUCUAAAACUGCCAACUACCACAAAGGGAGAGAGAAAAGGAGCUUGAUGUCUUACCCCAUUACCUCUCUUUUCUCUAAUACAUUUCCAGUUACAACUUAUUACAACUUCUCCGAGAUUAAGGGGAGGUUAGGCAUUAACCAGCGUCUCUUUCAACACUUGGCUAGCUGACAGAAGCACUCAACAUAUUUAUAUAAAAGCGAUUUGGGAAGUGACUCAGUGACGUCCCCAGAGAAGGAUAGAAAGAAAAGGUCAUAGCGUUGUUGAUACUAUCUCUGGAGAUUUGGACGGCAGGGGUCAGGGAAGGGUCACUGUGUAGAAGGGUGGGGCUCACUGAUUGAUGACAACACAAGUUGAGCUCUCUGUUGUUGUUGUUGUUGUUUAUUUCUCUCAUUUCUUCCCCCUCUUCGUUAUGUAUAGUAUGUGUGGACACAGCUUGGCAUGCUUGUGACCUGUGCAUGAUUCUGCAUGACAGCAAUGCUCUGUGGUGUCACUCCGGAGAGUGCAGAGGCUGUCGGCGCGGUAACGGGGAUAUUUCGAGGCGAGCUGCCCCUCUCCAAUACAUUAGUGCCACUGGCUCCACAGUCAAGUGAGCUCUUGAGAGCGGAGGAAGAGAGAGGGGCAACAGUCUCUGCUAUGGCCACGAGCCUGGAGUGUAUGUGAUCAGAUUGCCCUCAAUGCUUUCUGCCUCAUUUAAUCUGACUAAAAGGCAAGUGGAGCUACUGUGAAUCGCUGGCUAAGGCAGUUAGAGCCUGCCAUUAGUAAAUGGCACCAACGCGGAGCGAAAUGCUUCUUUCUGUUUUGGAAUUGUCCUAGGGGGAAAUAUGUUUAUUACUUGUAUGUCUGAAUGGAAACCAAUAAAAUAUGUCGUUGGCAUUGGGGGGACUGUUAUGACAAAAAUAAACCAAAUGCAUUUACCUUCCAA